Molecule: messenger RNA, 2413 nt
Organism: Cydia amplana
Lineage: Eukaryota; Metazoa; Arthropoda; Insecta; Lepidoptera; Tortricidae
Product: hemicentin-1-like
Exons: 13
Coding region: 79-2364 (761 amino acids)
Source: RefSeq, a predicted model, not a curated record
AAGGCACGUAGCACAACUACGAGUAGUGCUAGAUGCGCGCUCGGCGUCGACCAAUGAGAGGGCGGCGCGGGAGCAUGGAUGGACCAUAGGAUGCGCGUCUCGGCGCUCAUACUUCUGCUGAUCUCUAAUACAUACACAUUCUCACCUGAAAUAGAUGGUCCGGUGGUGAGCCAAGAAGCCAUCGAAGGCCGCAACACCUCCCUCCACUGCGACACCUCGCUCGAGACGUCCACAGAUGAGCUGAUGCUGCUCGUAUGGUACAAGAAUGACGUACCCAUUUACAGUUUCGACUACCGCGGGAGCUCCGAAUGGUCCAACGACCUGUUUAACAGCACCGGCCGACUUAAGGCCGAUCUUGACCGUCAGCCAACCGUCCUGACAGUGUCAGCACUGAGGGAAGAUGACCAGGCCUUGUAUCACUGCCGGGUGGACUUCCUUCAGGCUCCGACGAGGAAUCUUGGAGUUAAUUUGACUAUAGUUGUGCUGCCAAGUAAACCGUUCUUCUUCGAUGAGUUGGACAACAAGGUUGAGGACAAAAUCGGGCCCUACCACGAAGGAGACACGCUGGUGCUGAAGUGUCUCGUCAUCGGAGGAAGCCCCCCACCCCGCAUCAGCUGGUACUCCGGCGAGACCCUCAUCGACGCGUCAGACGAGGACAGCGACAUCCCGCUGAUGAGGGAGAACGAGCUAUAUCUGCCUCUCACUCGGGACAACGCCGCGGGACUGUCUUGUCGCGCGACAAAUACGAAACUAGCGCCACCUGUCGUCGCUACACUACAAGUCAAGUUGUAUUUGCCCGCCUACAACGUGUCAAUCCACUGGGUAUCAGGCACCCUCGGUGACGCGUUACAAGCCGGCAGGCCAGCUAUAGUCCAAUGUACCGCCCACGGCUCCAACCCCCCCGCCGACCUAGCCUGGUGGAUGGACCAUAAGCAUCUCACACAGCAUAGUAAUCAGACCCUAAUAAACUCAACGAGCACAGCGAUAUCAUUUCUCCAACUUUCGCCCGGUGUUUUAGACGACGGCGCCACAUUGGCCUGCGUGGCGACCAACGUCGCGAUGGCGCCCAGUCGAGGCGCCAAGGCCGACUUAGUGAAGCUCAACGUCACUUAUAGCCCAAUCGUAGAGGUGUCAAUAGCAGGCGACGAGAACGGCAACAGAGUGGUAGAGCUGGACCCUCUGCAUCUACAGUGCGAGGUCAAAGCCAACCCGCCUGUGGAGCGGUUCCUUUGGUAUUUUGACGAUGUGGAAAUCCAACCCGGUGAUAUCUGGGGUACAAACACAUCGUCACCGACUCUAUUAGUGGAGGAGGUAUCAAAGCACCAUGCAGGCCGAUACGCCUGCGAGGCCGUCAACAGUGUUGGCCGGACGAGGGCACAGCAUGUCACAAUUAUUGUGAAUUAUCCACCAGAAUGCGACAACGGCGUCGUCGUCGUCAAAGAAACCCUCCACUGCAGCGUCAAAGCGCUCCCGACCCCAGACACAUACUUCUGGCACAUCUACCCCACCGGCUUCGACAUCCAGCAGCUCACGACCGGCUCGGCCAUCCUCCCCCUGUCACAAGUAACCGCCCCGCUGUCCGGGACAGUUAAAGCCACGUGUGAGGCGAGCAAUGGGGUGGCGUCGCAAGAGGUGCCGUGUGAGAGGGCGCUGAGCUUGGAGCAUUUGAGGCCGCAGCAGCCGCAACAGUGUGAUCUGGCUUAUGAGUACGAGGAGUUUCAGAUGAGAUGUGUGCCAGUGGAAAACGCUACCCAUUACGAAGUAUCCGUCUGGCGCAUGUCCAACUCCAACACCUCCCUCGUCCUCGAGCACCGAGCAGCCAUGGGUUUCGGCUCAGGCCAGGCCAUGGCACAAGGCGAAGCCCCCUGGCUACUCCGAGGGGCCCUAGGGAAACUUAAGGCGGGGGAUGAGGCCGGGGCUUCGGCGUGUAAUCGCUAUGGAUGCUCGAGGGCGCUGCUGUUGAGGCCAACGGAGAAUUUGCUGACGGCGUCCGCGCCGCCUUGGUGGGAAUUCCUCGUCGAGAAAGACGUGGCCAUAUCCGUCGGCGCAGUGGUGCUAGUCGCCGCGUUCCUCAUCUCCACGUUCCUGGUGGUCCGGCUGGCGCGGCGCACGCGCAGCAAGCCGCCGGCGCCUGUCAUACAGGUGCUGCAGCUAGACGACAUAGCGAGGGACUAUCUGGAUACUAUUGGAGAGAACAAAGUCCGAGCAUCCUGCAGCCUGCGCUCCUGCUCCAGCGUGUACUCCGAUGGUUCCGAAGCGAGCGCCCCCACCAUCGACCGGAGAAGAAAACCUUUGUGGAUAACUCAAUACGAAGCCCCGCCGCCAGAUGUCACUCUAACUCUACAUAGGGAAAGUGCCGUCUGAAAUGAACUGUUUAAAUAUUUUCUAGUUAGUUUUAAAUGCAGUUGUUAAA